Ilyonectria robusta is the source of this 1476-nucleotide messenger RNA. RefSeq lists its product as uncharacterized. NCBI's taxonomy places the organism in Eukaryota, Fungi, Ascomycota, Sordariomycetes, Hypocreales, Nectriaceae. The record is from RefSeq and is a predicted model, not a curated record. The transcript has a single exon. The coding region runs from base 1 to 1476 and encodes 491 amino acids.
AUGUCGCGACAUCAACCAACCCCGGAGCCACGGCGCCGGUCCUCACGGCGCCGGUCCUCGGAGCGGGGCGGCAACGGCCCCGAUACGAUGCAGCCGCGGCCGUAUCUCGUCGAGUGGAGCGCGCAAACCUGUCGACAACGAGGGGUGCUGGACGUCGACGAGCUGAGGGAGGAGAUGGGCGCGCCGGAACGACCGGGCUGGAGACGGCUGGUUAUCAUGAGGGGGAGCGAGAGCGAGAUGGACUUGGCCGUGGGCUUGGAGCUGGCUGAAGGGAGGGGGCGGAGGAGAGCGUCUGGAUGGGCGUGGGAGUAUCCUGAAAUUGAGACGAAGGCCGACACUGAGCCGUCGAGUAAUGGUCGAAAGGGUAUCGAGGAGGACGGCCCAGAGAGACGGAUAAAGGAAAAAGGCAUCCGCCUCUGCCGCGCCGCCCUCUCGACUAACACGCGCAUCCCCAUCCUCCUCCUCGACGGCCUCCCCCCACAGACACCGCACCGCCCUCCCCGCCUCUCACGGCACUCCCACCAGCGCCGACAAUCCAGCGCCAACCGCCCCCCGCGCCCCGAGAACACCCCCGGCGGCGCGUAUCCCCCGGAGCGCUCGGGGCUGGAAGACGCGCUGUGGGACGUCCUCGGUGACGGGCGGCCGCUGGAGUCGGUCCUCGCUGAGCUGGCGUAUGACGCUUGGCUGUUUGCGCUGGACUCGCUGCCGCCGCACGAGGGCGAUUCGGUGGAGAUUCUGUGGGCGUUGGCGCAGGCGCUGGAGAGUAAUGCCGACACUGCGAAGAGCAUGGAGCGGCGUGGUCUCGGAGUCGGUCCUGAUGGUGUAACUGCAGCAGACUGGACAGCUCUGGCAGAGCGUCUUCACCGCCGAAUGCAUCUCUCCGUUGCCUUAUCCCUCCAGGUAACGAAGCAGCCUCAGGAACCGUCGCAGAAGGCCAACUCCCGCAGCCUCGACCGCAUCGCCUACCUCGGCGGGCUGCUCUUCCCGGCCACCGUCGUCUCGGGCGUGCUCUCCAUCGAGGGCACGUACGGCCCAGAGGGCUCCGCCUUCUGGGUCUUCUGGCUCGCGGCGGGCCUAUCGUCCAUCGCGGCCCUGCUCAUCAUCUACGCCGACACGCUGCGCACGCUGGACGUGUGGAUGGAAGUCGCCGCGGGCGAGUUCGCCGAGGGCCUCGACGCCGCCGACGACGGGAUCCAGGCGCUGCGACACCACCGCCGCCGGCGCGGCCAGCAGCAGAACUUCCAGACGGCCGGCGACGAGGAGCGCGGCGAGGCGAGGGUCACGACGGCGGCUGAUGGCGGCGUGUACGUGGUGCAGCGCAGGGGGGACGGGACGAGUGGACGCGCGUGGCGACGCAGGGAGUUGGGAUGGUUGGGCGCGGUGAAGAAGAUGAGCGGGUGGUACAUGAUGCGAGGCAGCCCGGGGAUGGCGUUCAAGAUGCCCGGUUGGGAAGAACGGGUGGUGGACUUGUGGUGA